Messenger RNA from Drosophila takahashii, 1570 nucleotides. It is a transcript of the gene Cpr97Ea, whose product is annotated as cuticular protein 97Ea. Gene Ontology annotation, molecular function: structural constituent of chitin-based larval cuticle. Gene Ontology annotation, cellular component: chitin-based extracellular matrix. The record is from RefSeq and is a predicted model, not a curated record. Lineage: Eukaryota; Metazoa; Arthropoda; Insecta; Diptera; Drosophilidae.
UGCCGUCGGUCCCAAGUUAAUAAUACUCCACGCGAUCUCCUCAACGAACUCGAAGUCCGAAGAUUUGGCCGAUUUGCCCGAGAUAGUCAACCCGGUUCAUUAGGGGAUUUCGAUUUGGAAUUGGAAUUGAAAUUGAAAGUGCUCAGUUGUCUUUGUUGUCGACACUCUCGAUAUUCAGCUGGGUGUUGCCAGCGAAGGCCUUUUGCGAUUGCAUUCAGGGUUUAAUCGAUUCGAAAUAGCUGGCCCCACAAAAGCCAAUCAGCGGAUACAAUUCAAAUUCAACAACAUGAAAGCGAUGCAACGCGUGUUAAUUGUCGGCUGCCUCAUAGUGGGUGUGAGUAUGGUGAGGUCACAGGACUAUCAGGAUUACCAGGAGAACACACCAAGGACUGCUCCCAUUCGUCUGCGAGCAAAUGCCGCUCCUGCCCGCGCCGAAGCUCCUCGGGCCGAUCCAGUGGCCAUCCUCAAGCAGAUCAAUAAGCACAAUGAAGAUGGCUCCUACACUUAUGGCUAUGAGGGUGCCGACGGCUCCUUCAAAAUCGAGACCAAGUUGGCCACCGGCGAAGUGAAGGGCAAGUACGGCUAUGUGGACGAAACCGGAAAGGUGAGAGUGGUGGAGUACGGAGCCAACAAGUACGGUUUCCAACCUUCCGGCGAGGGCAUCACAGUGGCACCACCCACACUGGUCGAUGAGACGGCCAAGGAGGAACCGGACUACGCAGAUGAGCCAGUGCCGCAGCGUCCUCAGAAACCCUAUCGCAUUCAGCGUCCCCAGCCACGCCCACAGCCACGCCCGCAGCCCCAGCCGCAGCCACAGCCGCAAUAUGUGCAGUACGAGGAGGAGGAGGAGCCACAACGUCGGGUGCAGUAUGCACCACCUCCCCAGCCGCAGCCACAGCAUCAGCCGCUGCCGCAGCCGCAGCAGCACCACCAGCAGGCUUCGGUGGGUCCGGCACCGCCAAGACUUCAGAUUCCCGGCGCCCAGCGCACCACCGAUGUGCUCUAUUCACCACUGCAGCGUCCCGCUCGUCCUGAACCGGAUUACUCGCAGUCCCAGAGCUUCGGCGAAGGACCCUCGAAUGUGCGGAUUUCCCGGCCCGUUUACGCCCUGCCCCCCGCCUCACCAGCUCCCAGCAGCGCCCGGGCUCAGGGAUUCCUGGCUCCCGCCUCCGGAGGACGUCCGCUGCUGGAACCCGUGGGCUUCGGUCAGUCCCACGCCCAGCAGCCCCUCGCUCGUCCUGUCCAACAGCAGCAGCCGAGCUACCAGCCACAGCCGCAGCCACAGUCCCGCAGCGGUGGUGGUGGCGGCUCCGGAUUGCUGGAUCAGUUGGCACGGGACUACGCCUUGCCCCAGGGAAAUGCCCAGCCACUGCACGACAUCACCUUCGGCUACUACUAAGAUGGUGGUGAAGAGGUGGUUCGCCCAGCAGUCCCCAUCCUCCUGAUUAACCCUGAGAUUCCUUGCUUUAGGUCCUAAACGCACAGGUGUGCCCUGUCCCUGAGAUUUUCUAAGCGAUAAUAAAAAUUCCCUAUUAAUAAAUUAAAAGAGUUUGUAAAGAGAUUUUAUUAC